Molecule: messenger RNA, 1053 nt
Organism: Penicillium griseofulvum
Lineage: Eukaryota; Fungi; Ascomycota; Eurotiomycetes; Eurotiales; Aspergillaceae
Gene: sidJ
Product: putative siderophore biosynthesis lipase/esterase
Exons: 2
Coding region: 1-1053 (350 amino acids)
Source: RefSeq, a predicted model, not a curated record
AUGUCUAAGUUCUGGCCUAAGGGAGGCCUUCCCGGUAUUCUGCACCACUACACCGAAACUCUCGUCACCUUUGAAUAUGCCUCUAGCACCGUCCGCCAACCGCACAGUCUCCUCUUCGUAGGAGGACUCGGCGACGGCCUCGCAACAACAUCCUACAUGGCCGAUCUCGCGCGCGCAUUACAAAACUCAGAAUGGUCACUUUUCACACUAAAUCUCACAUCCUCGUACCAAUCAUGGGGUGUUGGACAUCUCGACCGUGACACGAACGAGAUCGCCCAAUGUUUGGAAUACAUCAAAAGCUACAAGGCCGAUAAAUUUGGCGGUGGCAAGAUCGCCCUGAUGGGCCAUUCCACGGGCAGCCAGUGUGUCCUGCACUACCUUUCCCAGUCAAACCCCCACACCAAGAUCCCUGCCUUCGACGCCGAUAUCGAACACGUCAAGCGGCCCGUGCUGGACGGCGCCAUCAUGCAAGCGCCUGUUUCCGAUCGUGAAGCGAUCUUCUGCGUCUUGAAGGGGGGCAUUGGAGAUACGACGCCUGAGAAGGCUCGUGCUGUAUAUGAUGAGAUGGAGGCGCUAGCAAAGGCGGCUGUUGCUGAGGGAAAGCCUCAUGAUACUAUGCUGCCUCUCUCGUUGACUUCUAUGAUUUAUCCUGCCAAUACCCCAAUUAGCUGUCGGAGAUUCUUGAGUCUUGUUAGUCCUGAGAGUCCCCAGUCGCCUCAAGAGGAUGAUCUGUUCAGCUCGGAUUUGAGCGAUGAACACUUUAGGACUACAUUUGGUAUGAUUCAGGAGCGGGGACUACUGAAUCAUAAGCUCAUGGUGUUGAUCUCUGGGAAGGAUCAAUCGAUUCCCGAUUGGGUUGAUAAGGACAAGAUGCUGGCUAGGUGGCAGAAGGCGACUGACCAUGAUGGUAAAUAUCAGAUUUGGGAUGAAAAGCACACUGGCAUUAUUCCUAAUGCUUCUCAUGCUUUGAGUAAUGAUGACCAAGCUGAGCCGCGGAAGUGGCUUGUUGAGAGGGUCUUGGGAUACCUCAAGACUGCCGUGGAGAGAGCUUGA